CCACCCUCGUAUUCUCUGUACCCGAAACCCGCUACAACCCCAUCCACUCCUCUUCCCCGAUUUUUUCCAACCCCUCCUCUCGGCUCUCGGAAACACCUCCGUAUAAAAACGCCGGCCACCGAACAAAACCCCUUAUAUUUAAUUCGCCCGAGGGCUUCAAAGGGGCGCUUUAUCUAUAUAUCUCAAAAAAAAAAAAAAAAAAAACGCAGAAAUGACCUCGACCUCGUCUUUAAUGGCGGGCAGCCCCUCUCUUCUGCCUCCGAGCUCAAAGACUCGAGAUUCUCCUGUUCGCUCUGGCCUUCUCUUUGCUCGCCCCUUUUCAAACCCUCGCCGCUCUAGGUCUCUAGGUCAACGAUGGACACAUGGUGGUGCAAAAAUAGAACUGCAAGCCAACACAAGAUUAUUCUGCUCGUGGAAGAACCAUGACCAAAGAAUAAAUGGAAAGGGUGCUUUGGGGCUUUCUACAGAACAUCAUCAAUCUCUUGCUUGCUUUCGUAGCCGUAAGUUGUGCAGAGGUCAUGCCAUUAGGCAAGCAGGGUCAUUCCGGAAUAAGCCGACUUUCUCAAUUCAUAGACAUCCAUUCUGGAGCAAUGCAAGAAAAUCAGUUCAGAUUGCCUAUGCAGCAUUAGGACCUGAUGAACCACAUGUUGCUAACACAGCAUGGUCAGAAGCACUUCUUGACAAACCAAGCAUCUGGGUUUCUGAAGCAGAAAAAACAGAAAUAGAAGGGGUUUUAAGUUCUCCACUUCCUCCUCACCCAAAGUUGCAUCGAGGACAAUUGAAAAAUGGUCUGCGCUAUAUUAUUCUUCCGAAUAAACUUCCAGCAAACAGGUUUGAGGCACACAUGGAAGUCCAUGUUGGAUCCAUCAAUGAGGAAGAGGAUGAGCAGGGAAUUGCUCAUAUGAUCGAGCAUGUUGCUUUCCUUGGAAGUAAAAAGCGUGAGAAACUUCUUGGAACAGGAGCAAGGUCUAAUGCGUACACAGACUUCCAUCAUACGGUGUUUCAUGUUCAUUCCCCGACUACAUCCAAGGCGUCUGAGGACUUGCUUCCAUCAGUAUUGGAUGCUCUAGAUGAGAUAGCCUUCCACCCCAAGUUUCUUGCAUCUCGAGUUGAAAAGGAGAGGCGGGCUAUACUUUCUGAACUGCAGAUGAUGAACACAAUUGAAUAUCGUGUUGAUUGCCAGCUGCUGCAACACUUGCAUUCAGAAAACAAAUUGAGUAAAAGAUUCCCAAUUGGAUUAGAGGAGCAGAUUAAGAAAUGGGAUGCAGAUAAGAUUCGUAAAUUUCAUGAGCGCUGGUAUUUUCCUGCAAAUGCCACAUUGUACUUGGUUGGUGAUAUUGAUGAUGUUCCCAAGGCAGUUGAACAAAUUAAGACUGUGUUUGAUCGUACACUCGAAGAUGAAGUCCCAAACAUCAAGAGUUCUAAUGCGUUUGGCGCAAUGGCGAGCUUUCUUGUUCCAAAAUUACCGAGUGGACUUGCCGGAAGUUUAUCCACAGACAGAUCAUCUAUCCCAUCGGGCCAACAAAAGGCAACGGAAAAGGAAAAACAUGCUCUUAGGGCGCCAAUUGAACAUAAUUGGUCUCUCCCAGGAUUUGGUCGUGGUGCUAAGCUCCCGGAAAUUUUCCAACAUGAGUUGAUUCAACAGUUCUCUAUUAACAUGUUCUGCAAGAUUCCAGUCAAUCGGGUUCAGACAUAUGGGGACUUGCGCAAUGUUUUGAUGAAGAGAAUAUUCUUGUCAGCCUUGCAGUUCCGGGUAAACACAAGAUACAAGAGUUCAAAUCCUCCUUUUACAUCAAUCGAGAUGGAUCAUAGUGAUUCAGGAAGAGAAGGAUGUACAGUCACUACUCUUACAGUGACCGCAGAACCUAAUAAUUGGCGAGAUGCUAUUAAAGUUGCUGUCCACGAGGUUCGAAGACUUAAAGAAUUUGGCGUGACAAAUGGAGAGCUGACUCGUUAUAUGGAUGCACUUAUAAAAGAUAGUGAACAAGUGGCUACAAUGAUUGAUAGUGUUCCAUCUGUUGAUAACCUAGAUUUUAUUAUGGAAAGUGACGCACUUGGUCAUACUGUUAUGGACCAAAGGCAGGCCCAUGAAAGUUUAGUUGCAAUUGCUGAAACUGUCACCCUUGAAGAGGUUAAUUCUAUUGGUGCUGAGGUGUUGGAAUUUAUUUCUGACUAUGGUAAACCUACCGCACCUCUUCCUGCAGCUAUAGUUGCAUGUGUUCCAAAGAAAGUGCAUAUUGAUGGGGUUGGUGAAUCUGAGUUCAAUAUACAUCCGUAUGAAAUUGUUGCCGCUAUGAAAGAAGGCCUGGAGGAGCCCAUUCAUGCUGAGCCAGAGCUUGAGGUACCGAAAGAAUUGAUAAGUUCAUCAGAACUGGAGGCAUUGCGGGUUCAGCGAAAACCAUCUUUUGUUCCCUUACAAGAAGGGAACACGAUGAAACUGUUUGAUAAGGAGACUGGAAUAAUGCAAAUACGUCUUUCAAAUGGAAUUCCAGUGAACUACAAGAUCUCAAAAAAUGAGGCCAGAUGUGGUGUGAUGCGACUGAUUGUUGGCGGAGGAAGAUCAACGGAAACUUCUGAAUCAAAGGGAGCUGUUGUUGUGGGUGUUAGAACGCUCAGUGAAGGUGGUUGUGUUGGCAGCUUUUCAAGGGAACAGGUAGAACUCUUCUGUGUAAAUCACCUGGUAAAUUGCUCCUUGGAGUCUAAUGAGGAAUUUAUCUGUAUGGAGUUUCGAUUUACUUUAAGAGAUGAUGGGAUGCGUGCUGCUUUCCAACUUCUUCAUAUGGUUCUUGAGCAUAGCGUAUGGUUAGAAGAUGCAUUUGACAGAUCCAAGCAACUUUAUUUGUCAUAUUAUCGUUCGAUUCCCAAAAGUUUAGAGCGCUCAACUGCUCACAAAAUUAUGGUGGCCAUGCUGAAUGGAGAUGAGAGAUUUGUUGAGCCGACACCGCAAUCGUUGGAAAACUUGACGUUGCAUUCUGUAAAAGAAGCAGUAAUGAAUCAAUUUGUUCGUGACAAUAUGGAGGUGAACAUUGUUGGAGAUUUUUCAGAGAAAGAUUUGGAAUCUUGUAUUCUUGAUUAUCUAGGGACAGUUAGAACCGACAGUACUGCUAGGACUGUGCAGUCUUUUGAUCCAAUUGUAUUUCGACCAUCUCCAUCUGAUUUGCAGUCUCAGCAGGUAUACCUGAAAGACACUGAUGAAAGAGCAUGUGCAUAUAUUGCUGGUCCAGCUCCAAAUCGUUGGGGAUUUACUGUCGAUGGGAAAGACUUGUUUGAUUUAAUCAAAAGCUCAAGUGUAAAUGAUGAACAGUCUAACUCAGAGAAGUCACUUCAUCUUGAAAGGAAAGAUGUCUUGGACAAACCCAUAAAUGAUAUCCGGCAGCAUCCACUAUUCUUUGGCGUCACCUUGGGGCUGUUGGCUGAAAUCAUAAAUUCUAGGCUCUUUACAACAGUUAGGGAUUCUUUAGGAUUGACAUAUGAUGUAUCCUUUGAACUAAGCCUUUUUGAUAGGCUAAAUUUUGGCUGGUAUGUGAUAUCAGUGACAUCUACGCCAAGCAAGGUUUACAAAGCUGUUGAUGCAUGCAAGAAUGUUCUAAGAGGUCUUCACAACAAUAAGAUUGCCCAGAGAGAACUGGAUCGGGCAAAAAGGACCCUAACAAUGAAGCACGAAGCUGAAAGUAAGACAAAUGCUUACUGGCUAGGGUUACUGGCACAUUUGCAGUCUUCAUCCACUCCAAGAAAGGAUAUUUCAUGCAUUAAAGACUUAAAUGCACUGUAUGAAGCUGCUACUGUUGAGGAUGUAUACAUGGCAUAUGAACAUCUUAAGGUAGAUGAUAAUUCUUUGUUUUCAUGUAUUGGAGUGGCUGGAGCUCAAACAGGCGAAGAUGCCUCUGGAGCAAUAGAUGAUGUUACAGAUAUUGGAGAGCAAGGUUUUUCUCCCAUUGGUCGUGGCUUAUCGACAAUGACACGGCCCACAGCUUGAUUUUAUACAGAUAUUGGCAAUUUUUUCCUUUUCUUUGAGGGGACCUUGACCACAUGGAGGUCCAUAGGAAGGAAUAUCCAGCACGGGCGGUUUUAUAACUGGCAGAACUUCAUCUGAUUUAGGGCACCUAAAAAAUUAGGCAGCAGGUUGUUGGACGAUGGGAGAAAAGCUAGGUCCCUAUCAUCAGAGGUCUCAAAAUUGCUAGGACAUCUGAAGCUCUCUCGUGCAGUUUUGAGAGGUUGUACCUGUAACCAUCAGCGGCAGCGGCAGCCACAAUUAAGGAACGAGUAGCGAUUUUCGAUAUUGUUUGCUCUUACCAUUUCCGACUUAUACUAGUUCAAUUAGAAGGCGUUAAAUAAACAAUUUUUUUCUUGUAAAUUAUUCAAGUUCAAUAGCAGCAAUCUGCUUCAUAUUCUGUCAAUUUCUAUUUUUUAGCAAUGCAAUAGAUGGGAGUGCAAAAGCUGAAUAAUGUUAUUGGUAAAGAUAAUUAAAAAUAAAGGUAUUUGGUGACUUGCGUUA
Molecule: messenger RNA, 4495 nt
Organism: Asparagus officinalis (garden asparagus)
Lineage: Eukaryota; Viridiplantae; Streptophyta; Magnoliopsida; Asparagales; Asparagaceae
Product: stromal processing peptidase, chloroplastic
Exons: 26
Coding region: 212-3976 (1254 amino acids)
Molecular function (GO): metal ion binding
Source: RefSeq, a predicted model, not a curated record